GAAGUUUGGAAAUCUGGAGAUGUGUUGAAUUGAUCCAUAUAUAUACUUUUAUAACAGUAGAGCGCCGCCUAUCUAAUCUCACAGCUCGUAACUGCAAUGAGAAGAAACGAGAGCAUGUACUCUGAUUCAAUUCUGAAUUCUCAGUCGAGAUUGCUCUCUUCUCAUCGACUCUAAUAAAGCUCCAACUUUUGAGGUGUUUAUGCAGCUUCGGCACCGUUUAAAACUUCCAAAUGAAGUCAACAACAUCCCUCAGAGUUAUUCCUUGAGUUAGAGAACGAACAUUUCCGGAAGGGCUCUUUUUCAAACCCCUUUUCGAAGUCAAACAUCAGAGGUAAGCCAUUUCCACAGAGUAUUCAACCAUUUCAAUAUGGUAAGUAAAACUUUCUUCCAAAAACCUGUCUCGGUUCAACCUCGUCAGCGAGGUGGCUCUCUCUAGCUUUAGCUUUUGAAACAAUCCGGGUUGCGAACACGAACAACUUGAUCGACCCCGAAAGGACAAUCUCAACCACAUCUCAAUCGCAACACAUUGAGCUUCUAGUUGAGCUAGAACGAUAAGCCAUUCAACUUGCUAAUCCUAAUCCCAAUAUAAUACCAUUUCAGCGUGGCAUAAUGUCUUUUCUCACAACAACUCACCAAACCCUCACUCUCACCCCUAUUCCUCCUCAUAUCCCAAAGGCCCAGGUGCUUUCUCUACUACACAACCAUACGAAAAUGAUAAGCUUGAACCCCCUAGUAACAGCCCACACUCUCCUCCCACCCACGCAUAUCCUUGCCGUCGAUUUCUUCAAAACCGAGCCCCCAUCCCUCCAGCCAAGCCCUUCUUGUCCCUGUGAAAUUUGGGAAGUAACAGAUGAUAUGUCCGCCGCCUCGGAAGGAGACAAUGGAGGAGGAUGGCGAGGCGGCUGGGCAAAACGAUUUGUCCCCGAUCAAAUCACUUAUACAUCGAGUCUCCAAGAUCGCGAAGAUGGAUUGGUUAGUGUUACGCAUGCGCCAAUGGGGGUACAUAGUGUGACGUCGUGGAUUGUGAGAGAAGCGGGGCCGGGGGAAAGCUCGUUAAUGCUUGGGGAGGGAAGAUUGGUGCUCGAGGAGAAGGGGGUUGUGAGGGCGAGUAGGAUGUUGAUGGGAUUUAUAAAGACAACCUUGCAGGAAAGUCAUGAGAAGUUGGUAAAGGACUUCAUGAGGGUUCUAAAGGAGGAGGGUGCGGAUGGAGAAGAGGUGGGGAAUGGGGUGAAUGGGGAAUUGUAGACCAAUGGCUGGAUAGGGGCUGACAUGAGGAGAUGUUGGAAUUCUGCAGGAAGUAAAAUUUGGCGCCAUACUCAAAUGAAGUAAGUAAAGAUUCAAAUAUCUUGUAAGGUGAGUUAGCGGGGCAAAUCACGGAAUAUAGAGCUAAAUCUAUGAAUGAAUGUACACUUGAAACCAUCA
Molecule: messenger RNA, 1422 nt
Organism: Botrytis cinerea B05.10
Lineage: Eukaryota; Fungi; Ascomycota; Leotiomycetes; Helotiales; Sclerotiniaceae
Exons: 2
Coding region: 610-1245 (211 amino acids)
Source: RefSeq, a predicted model, not a curated record